This is a messenger RNA of Aureobasidium subglaciale EXF-2481, 774 nucleotides long. RefSeq lists its product as uncharacterized. Lineage: Eukaryota; Fungi; Ascomycota; Dothideomycetes; Dothideales; Saccotheciaceae. Gene Ontology annotation, molecular function: dihydroneopterin aldolase activity. Gene Ontology annotation, biological process: folic acid-containing compound metabolic process. Gene Ontology annotation, cellular component: cytoplasm. Bases 1 to 774 code for a protein of 257 amino acids. The record is from RefSeq and is a predicted model, not a curated record. The transcript is spliced from 2 exons.
AUGUACGGCCAACCAUGGUGCCGCGACGGCAUCAGAGUCGAGGAUCUCUCACUUCAGUACGCUCCCAAAAGCGGUGUCGACGCGUGGGGACGCGAGAAGCAACAGCCCGUCCUCCUAUCAGUCUCUCUGUCCUUCCACCGCGGUUUCGACUCUGCCGCGAGCCAAGAUGCCCUGGAUGAAAGCACAAUGCACUAUGGCAUCUUGUCAAAAAACCUUCGUUCCUUGAAACCCGUUCAAAGUUGGGAAACUCUUGAUGAAUUGGCCCAUCGCAUACAUCAAGCCAUUCUGGACACCCCUCCCGGCGCGUCCUUGAUUCAGUCGUGUCAAAUUGAGAUCAAGCUGCCCAAAGCCAGUCUGUUGGGUGAUUGUGCCAACUAUGUCUACUUCGUUGAAGGCGAGGAACACAUUGGCAGAGUGUUGCAUCUGUCUCGCAUCUUCAUACCUACUUUAAUCGGUGUCAAUGACAACGAGAGGACCGCCAAGCAAAAGCUUUUUGUCAGUGUGUGGAUAGACAGAAUACAGGCAGACGACUCGCAGUCGUAUCCUGAGCUCGAAAGAAUCAUCACUCAGGCCAUUGAACCUACAGAAUUUGAGACCUUGGAGUCGCUAGCCAUCUACGUUCUCAAGGUUCUGAAGAUGAACUACACACCUCUGCAAUCGCACGAGACCAGUGUUCGUCUGAGAUUGGAAAAGCCUCAAGCUGUUCCUCAUGCCUCGGCUCCUAUCAUCGAGAUCGUCAGGACUUCUGAUGAGCUGGCAGCCAUGAUCCGCUGA